GUGAAAGUGGUAUGGGGGUUGCAAACACACAUGGCGUGGGAGGGAGCAUUCAUAUGGGAGCACCAUCUGCGGCAGGCAUAUAUUCAAUCUGGUACCACUGGAAAUGGCAUAGGUGGGGUCGGCGUAGGUCCAGUGGGAGGAUCCAUAGGCAGUAAUGCAGGAGUUCGCGGUGCCAGUGUCACUGUAGGUAGUGGAGGUGCUCCAUUUUCCAUUGCCCCAGGAAUUGGUGGGGGCCAUUUCGGAGUCGAUACAGCGGGUGUGCGCCUACCUGGUAUCACCGUGAAUCUCCCUACAGGUGCAGUAACAACUGCCUCGGGUACUUCAACAUCGAAUAUCGCGGGAAUUACCGGGGGCGUUGGGGUUAAUCCGGCAGGUGCAUCCUUAAGUGGUGGUGCGGGAAUUCAUGGCGCCGGUGGUAGUGCGCAUAGCGCAGGCUUUACUUCUCUUACCACGGGAUCUCUCACAGGUAGCCACGGAAGCAGUGCUGCUGGUAUACGCGCCCCUGGUGGCGGAGCGAGUUUCCCAGCCGGUACAGGAACAUCUACAGUUGGUUCAUCCUCACCCAUUACCGCGGGAGGUAGUGGAGUUAGAGUCGGUGUAGGCACAGUGGGAACAGGUUCGAGUACUACUGUAGGAUUCGCUGGAGUCGGUGGCGGUUUACACGCAGACGGCGCACGCCCAACUGGCGCUGGAGCUUCUGGUGUGGGCAUUACCACAAGUGGCACAGAACGCACUGCGUCCGGUAUUUCCGCAGUUUCAACAAACGGGAGGUGGCACUCUCAUGGCACAGGAAAUGGCGUAAACAAUGAGGGAAACUCAGACCUUUCUACUUUUGGCCAUACCAGAGGACCUGGUGUCGCCGGUACCGGCCCUACACGGAGUAGGUGGGAGCUCUGCGGCUACUGAAGGAGCUGCUGCGGCUGGUGUCACAGCCGUCAGAGGAGGUGCAUUCACCAGCGGUGUAACAGGGAAUUCCACUGCCAUUAGCGGUACACUAACAGGCGGUACAACUAGCUCUGGUAAUAUUGUGCACACCGGAGGCGGCGCCGCUCUGACAUCUGAGGUUUCAUCCUCUAGUGGUAGCGCAGGCGCAAGCGGGAUCGGCGCAAGCGUAGAAAGGGGAGGUGUCAUAUCGAGCACAGGAGGUUCACUCUCACAUGGAGUUGGAGCAGCCGGCGGUGUUGCUUCUGGAAUGCCCUCAAGCGUUACAUCGUUACACGGGCAUGCUGAAGGCAAUACUGGAAGAUUAACAGAAGGGACAGCCCUACAUAGCACCGCUGUGCACGGCGGAGCUGGUGCCUCACUAAGCUCAGAGGUUUCAUCUUCAACUGGCAGCACAGGUUCUAGCACGGCCGGUGUAGCUGUAGGAACAGGGAGUCCCUCAAUGAGUGCAAGUGGUUCACUUUCACAUGGAGCUGCAGAAUUCGGCAAUGGCGCUUCCGGAAUAGUCUCAGAGGUUCCACCCUCGCAUGGAACGGUCAGACUCGAAACGAACGGUACCGGACUAUCUACAGGUAGUGCAUUACUAAGUGGUGCUAUAGGCACUGGAGGCAGUGGUGUUGGAGGUGCCACUCUUGGUGUAGUGCCAGUGGGUGUGCAUAUACCAGUAGUCACUGUACCUGGUGGCCUCACUGUCGGAUCAUCUCCGGGGGCUACGGGUGCAGCUGGUACAGGAGGAGUAGGUAGAAUUGUUGGAAGCGGUGCUAAUGCUGGAAUAGGCAGAGUUAGUGUAGCCUUACCUGCAGUCGUAGGAUCUGGUGGCGUUAAUGUCGGAUUAUCGCCAGGACCUACAGCCGCAACUGGCGCCACCGGGAGUGAUAGGGUUAGUGGAAGUGGAUUUAGUGCUGCCUUGAGCCCGGGAAGUAUAAGCUUCCCUUCUGGAGUUGUACCAGGUAGCACUACCAUCGUAUUGGCCCCAGCGGUUGGUGGGAGCGGAGCCACUGGAGGCCCUGGGAGUGUGAACUCCGCUACAGCCGCGGUACCUGGCCAUUACACUGUAGGAAUAUCAUCAGGGAAUACUGCCACGGGUAGUGCCACAUACAGUGCUCUCACUGGUGGAGGUAGCGUUGGUUCUAGUAGAAACAGAGGGGGGGCAGCUUUACUUGGGGUCACAGGAAUUGAUGGUUCCAACAUCGGGUUUGCCCCGAGUGCUGCGCUCACAGGUGUGAAUACAUCAAUGUCUGGUGUUCACGCCUUUUUACUCCCAGGCGCUUCCUACCCACCUCUGUACAUUAUAAAUACCAUGUUAGCUGGCGAAGGAGUGAAUGGCACGGUCGCUCACAGUAGCUCCGCAGAUGCUAACAGCGUUUCCUCAGGAGAUAUAGACAUUGGUGAAGCGCCAACUGGAGGCCUCGAGGAUGGUUGCGUCUCUCCAAAAUGUGGCGAAAACGAAGUUCCCGUGAGCGGCAAGGCUCGGCAAGACGUGUUCUGCAGGUCCAUGCACACACCCCAUUCGGUGUUGAAGCAACUGCGUGAAUGCGUCUGCAAGCGCCACUUCGUCCGCAAUUCAUGGGGGGAGGACCCCACGAACUGGAAGAAGUGCGUCAAGGUGGAGAAAAAUCCUCCGAUAUGUCCACCACACUCCAGGUUCGAACCCUGCGUGUCCACCUGCGAGCCAGUGCAGGCAUCGUGGGUCUACUACCAUCAGCAGCAGCAGGACUCGGCGCAGUUGGAGCAGGCUUAG
Dermacentor silvarum is the source of this 2683-nucleotide messenger RNA. RefSeq lists its product as uncharacterized. The coding region runs from base 806 to 2683 and encodes 625 amino acids. The transcript is spliced from 4 exons. Lineage: Eukaryota; Metazoa; Arthropoda; Arachnida; Ixodida; Ixodidae. The record is from RefSeq and is a predicted model, not a curated record.